Messenger RNA from Melopsittacus undulatus (budgerigar), 3143 nucleotides. RefSeq names its product NECAP endocytosis associated 1 (gene NECAP1). Gene Ontology annotation, biological process: endocytosis. The coding region runs from base 106 to 930 and encodes 274 amino acids. Lineage: Eukaryota; Metazoa; Chordata; Aves; Psittaciformes; Psittaculidae. The record is from RefSeq and is a predicted model, not a curated record. Gene Ontology annotation, cellular component: membrane; clathrin vesicle coat. The transcript has 8 exons.
CCCUAGGCGGUGUUUGCCCUCAUCAAAGAUGGCGGUCGGAAGCACCCCGGGUUAUUAGGCUCCCACCCCUCUCUCCUCGCCUGCUCGUUGGUGUUCGUGGGAGAGAUGGCGGCGGCUGAGCUGGAGUACGAGUCCGUCCUCUGCGUGAAGCCCGAUGUCAACGUCUACCGCAUCCCGCCGCGAACUUCCAACCGCGGGUACAGGGCAUCUGACUGGAAACUGGACCAUCCAGACUGGACAGGGCGGCUUCGUGUCACUUCCAAAGGCAAAACUGCAUACAUAAAACUGGAGGAUAAGGUUUCAGGAGAACUCUUCGCCCAGGCUCCUAUAGAUCAAUACCCUGGCAUUGCAGUAGAGACUGUGACAGAUUCCAGCCGCUAUUUUGUCAUUCGAAUUCAGGAUGGGACAGGACGAAGUGCUUUUAUAGGCAUUGGCUUCACGGAUCGUGGUGAUGCCUUUGACUUCAACGUCUCUUUGCAAGAUCACUUCAAGUGGGUGAAGCAGGAGUCUGAGAUCUCCAAGGAGUCCCAGGAAGCCGAAACACGUCCUAAAUUAGACUUGGGGUUUAAGGAAGGGCAGACCAUCAAAUUGAACAUUGGGAACAUGACAACAAAGAAAGGAGGAGCAGCCAAACCCCGUGUCUCUGGAUCAGGGGGCCUAAGCCUGCUGCCACCUCCACCAGGAGGCAAAAUUGCUGUCCCUCCUAUACCUCCACCUUCUUCCACAGCCAUUGCUAACCAUGUCACACCUCCACCUGUGCUGAAAUCCAGUAACAUGAGCAGUUCAGAUAUUCUACUAGACUUAGAUGCUCCUGCGUCUGUGUCCAAGGCACCAGCAUCAGCUACCACAGACCUCUGGGGAGACUUCAGCACUGCAUCCAGUGCUGUUCCAAAUCAGGCUCCUCAACAGUCCAACUGGGUCCAGUUCUGAAUGGUUAAAGUGGAAUGGGACAAACUGAUGACCAAGAGGCUCUAGAGGCACCAAAUGGGAUCAGAAGGGGCACAAACCAAUCUCGUCUUCAAUCAGAAACAAGUUGGGACAAUCCUUUCUUUUUAAAACAGAUCUUCACUUCAGUCAAAACUGAUCCCACAAUGAAAUCAUUGAACUUAAAGAGAACAUACUCCUCACAUGAUGGGCAAGGAGGAGAGAGGUAGCCUCAUCUCUUCCACCCCCUCAGCUGUUACAUGGUACACCCUAGCUCUUUUUGCCCAUUUUUUUCAUGCAGGGAAAGUGAAAAUCCUGAAGAAGGUGGGUACGGGAGGAGGCUGGGUAGGUGCCUCUGGGUUCCUUGUCCUUUAAAUUUUCUCUGGUUAGACUGCUGCUUUUUGUGGCUGCUUUCAGUAGUGACUCAAGUCUGCAGCUUUGCCUGCAGUGCCGAGGACAGCCACAUUUGGCUGCAGCAUGUAAGUGGAAGCUGUAAGAAGACAGGUCUUGUCUCAACACAAAACCCUUUCUGAUUAAUUAUAUCUGUGGUGAGGAGUGAGCUACUCCAUGCACACACUACUUUUCUUCUUCUCUUUAGUGCAAUUCUUGAUAGUGCUGGAUGUUCUCGUGCUCCUGUGGGAGGAGUCAUGCAAGUCCUUGAGUAGACCUGCUGCCAUUGUGCUGUAGCUCCAGAUGGGCACCCCAUCUUGAGGCUUCUUGUUUGACUUGCAGGUUUACUGGAGGAAAUUCUCUUAUUUUUGCUCAUAUCUCCUGCUCAUGCAGAGGCCUCAUUGUCAUUGAGCUGUUUUAGACCACCAGGUAAUCCCACCACUGAGCAUUUCAUGUUCCUGCAUCGCUAUCCUGAGCCCUGGCCUUGUGUUGUGACUUGGCACUGUGUUACAAGUAUUGUAUAACCAUGCCACAGUAAGAACUAUGGUGGGACAGUAGGUUACUCUUACCCUUUUCAGCUCACGCUUAGAAUAAGCCUAGUCCUAAGAACUGUGGCAGCAAAAUUUUCCCACCUGUGUUCCUUCAUGUGUUUUUUUCUGAGGCUACUUUGUAGUGAUGUGAGCUGGUUAUUGUAACUUGUAAUUUUAUUUUAUUAAAUUUUUAAUAUGCCCCAAUCCCCCUCUAUUUCCUCUGUGGUUUAGGGGGUUAGAAAGAGAUAAAAGGCCCUCACUAUUUGCCGUUCUCUUUGGGAGCGUUUCUUAAGGUCCUUCGAUCUGGACACUGUUCCAUCCUCAGCAGCUAUGGCUGUGAUCUGGGGUGUAAGUCUGCUGAAUCUUCUGGGCAAAGCCCACAGGCAGGCUGGAAACAUCACAGUGCCAGCUGCCCUCUGUGGUAGCUGAUAAGCCAAAACACUGGCUAGGAAGGGUAUCUCAGUGACUCAGCUGUACCGACAUACUAAAACACUAGGGUUUUGGUAGUUCAAGUAGAAGGCUUCUUCCUGCUUUGAUCACUCAGCCAGCAGCAGCACUUUUGUAACUGGGACACACUCUGCAUGCAUACUUGUGCAAGUAAAUUUUUCCCAUUGGGCAAAGUCUUCCUAGUGAGGCUUCUAAAAGAGAGUAGUUACCUGUAGACACCGUGUACUUGCAAAGGUGUCUUGUCCUUUUUGACUUCUUUUCUGCACUGAGGGCAUUUUUGAGAUGAAGUUUCACUUAGACCAUCCCUCUGGGAAGCAAAGUUCUUGAAAAUAGCUCUAAAGCUGCUGUAGUUCCACUUAUGGAAGUGGGGACCAGAGUGCUCUUGGGUGUAUUUUAAGUAGUCAUUUGAUUUUGAUCUCCUUUCUCUCUUGGCGUGCCCCCUGCCAUCCCUCCCUGCCUUCAUAGUCACUCCUACAGUCUUGUACUUCCUGCCUCUCCUGAAUCUGUGGGUGGCUGUUAAUCUGCUGGUAAAGUCAUGGGCUCUGCUGGUUGAUUUUGGGGUUUUUUGGAUUUUUUUUUGUUUUGUUGGGGUUUUUUUGGGUUGUUUUUUUAUUUUGGGGGGGUGGUGUUUUUUUGGUUUUCUCUCAAGUUGUUGUGAGGUCCUGUCAUUUCAACUAUGUAUCAGUUCCCCAAACCAAGGAAGUUCAUAGCACCAAUUAACUAAGUAGGAGCCUCUUCUGUAUUGUCUUAGUAUUCUGGAGAUAAUAUAUUAUGUAUUUGAAAAGCUGAAGAAGCAAAAAUUAAAGAUAUAUGUAUAUAAAGCAUAAGACGUACUGGUGCAAAUGGUAAUUA